Williopsis jadinii is the source of this 1164-nucleotide messenger RNA. It is a transcript of the gene MPM1, whose product is annotated as Mpm1p. The record is from RefSeq and is a predicted model, not a curated record. NCBI's taxonomy places the organism in Eukaryota, Fungi, Ascomycota, Saccharomycetes, Phaffomycetales, Wickerhamomycetaceae. The coding region runs from base 30 to 830 and encodes 266 amino acids. The transcript has a single exon.
UUGGAGAAGAACUACAAACGAUCGAUACUAUGGGAUUUUACACCGGCUCUGCUAAGGAUAAGGAGUACACCGAACAGAAGGCACAGGGCUUUGUCGAUAGAGCGUCUGAGUAUGGUGGGUUCAACCUGACGAGGGACCAUACAGUCGAUUCCAUCGGGAGAUACUGGUUCAAGCCUUUCCUCAACGUUGACAGGGUGCUGGAUAACUGGGACUACUUCGGUAAUCUGAAAGGUGGAUGGAACAGCAGAGGGCUCAGUGCGUACCCUACGCCUUCCACCACUGAGUAUCAGCAGUGUAAGGAGGGUGACGGCGUAUCCGCUUGGGACGAUAAGGGAUGGUGGAGAUGUCUGUUCCCAUCCAAAUCGAACUACAAUGACGAGCUGUCAUACAGCGAUGUCUCUAAUGAUUCUGAGAACAAGCAUGGCUUGUUCUUCAAGGAUUAUAAUAGCUUGAUGGAUUGGAAUCUGGAGAUGCGCAAACUCGUCAAGCAGAAGUACGAUGAGACAAUCAGGUUCGAGAAGGAGCGUGAGAACAUCCAGCAGAUCUACGAUGAGCACGCUAAGGACCUGGACUUUGACUUGCCUGCGGUGGAGAAGGACAAUACAAAGGUUUCAGAGUACCAGAACGGGUAUACCAGCUCCUCGAAGUCUGUUCGCAUCCGUACUCUGGACAAUGGUGAUAUCGAGGAGAUCACGGAGAUCCACCAGAGAUUCCCUGAUGGCUCGAAGGAGAAGAAGAAGUUCAGAAAGCUCAUUCCGAAGGAUGGCGAGCCUCCGGUUCUGGAGGACUUGUCCAACGAGAACAAGUCUGGGUGGAUCUGGAACAAGUGAUUCCCUCUCAAGCCUCUUAUAUAUAUGAACAAGAUUGACUGAUAAUGACUGAUACGCUAUUACUAUUACUGCAACUGCUGUAGCCACCAUUGCCAUAACUACCAUGGUGAAGCAUCAUCAGCUUUCGCUAUAUAACGAUACCGUGAGAUGGUCACUGUCUGCAUGCUUCAGGGAGUUAUACUGCUGAUACAAGCUCGUUGUGAUUGUUUUACUGAAAGCAUUGAUAGCUCAGUUACAGCUGAUGAUGCCUGUGUGUAGUUGCGGCAUCUUAUCAGCUGUAACAUAAACAUCACCAAUAUUAGAGGUAAGAGUAGGAACACACAUAUAUAAGCAC